Messenger RNA from Panicum virgatum (switchgrass), 2779 nucleotides. RefSeq names its product probable methyltransferase PMT21. Bases 521 to 2359 code for a protein of 612 amino acids. Gene Ontology annotation, cellular component: endosome; trans-Golgi network; cytoplasm. The transcript has 4 exons. Lineage: Eukaryota; Viridiplantae; Streptophyta; Magnoliopsida; Poales; Poaceae. The record is from RefSeq and is a predicted model, not a curated record. Gene Ontology annotation, molecular function: methyltransferase activity.
CUCCCUACCUCCGAUCCCUCCCCGUCUUUUCGCUAGGUUUGUUGCUGCUCUCCCGUUCGGCCGUUCCCUCCCUCCUCCGCCCUGGACCUGAAGUCCUGAACCAGGAACAACGAGGGACGGCGACCUCGACGCGCCGCCCUCCCUCCACUCCGCUGUCCGCUCGCACCGUCGCGGCGCCAGCGCCACUGCACCCCCAGAUUUAUUCCAUCUGAUCGCAUCGCAUCGCGCCGCGCGCUGCCAGCGCAGCACCCCCGUCGUCGUCCCGUCCUCCUUUGCGAACGAAAACAACGCAAGAGCGACAAGAUCUGGGGGUACGGCGGCGCCGGUCGACAUCCACCCGCUGGCCGCUGCUAGUGGACUAGUGUAACAAUAUAUACCGCCAGAUCCCCGGCUCCCUGCCGCGUGCCCGUCGGUGCCCACCCACGGAGCUCCAGCUACCAGCUCACUCCCACUCCACUCGAGCAGCUCGCGCUCCAAGGUCGGGCUCGGCUGGGCUGGGUUCCUUCGCCAGGGAGGCGCCAUGAAGUACAGCAAGGAGGACAAGCCCGAGAGGGCGGGCGGCGCCGGCGCGGGGGGCAGGGCGGUGCCGGUGGCGCUCCUCGUCAUCGUGCUCUGCGCCUUCUCCUUCUACCUCGGCGGCGUCUACAGCACGGGCCGCAGCCUCCUCGAUUCCAUCCAGCCGGCGCCGACUCUCCUCGCCCUCGGCACCACCGCCACCCAGCAAUCCUCCGCCCUGGUCCAGCCAGCACCGUCCACCACGGCCACGGCGCUCGCGGCGGUGUCGUUCCCCGAGUGCCCCGCCGACUUCCAGGACUACACCCCCUGCACCGACCCUAGGCUCUGGCGGCGCUACGGCAACUACCGCCUCAGCUUCAUGGAGCGCCACUGCCCGCCGCCGCCGGAGCGGCAGCAGUGCCUCGUCCCGCCGCCCAAGGGGUACAAGCCGCCCAUCCGCUGGCCCAAGAGCAAGGACCAGUGCUGGUACCGCAACGUCCCCUACGACUGGAUCAACAGCCAGAAGUCCAACCAGCACUGGCUCGCCAAGGACGGCGACCGCUUCCGCUUCCCCGGCGGCGGCACCAUGUUCCCCAACGGCGUCGGCGCCUACGUCGACGCCAUGCGGGCGCUCAUCCCGGGGAUGCGCGACGGCACCGUCCGCACCGCGCUCGACACCGGCUGCGGCGUCGCCAGCUGGGGCGGCGACCUGCUCGCCCGCGGCAUCCUCACCGUCUCCCUCGCGCCGCGGGACAACCACGAGGCGCAGGUGCAGUUCGCGCUCGAGCGCGGCAUCCCGGCCAUCCUCGGCAUCAUCUCCACGCAGCGCCUGCCCUUCCCGUCGGCGGCCUUCGACAUGGCGCACUGCUCGCGCUGCCUCAUCCCCUGGACCGAGUUCGGCGGCCUCUACCUCCUCGAGAUCCACCGCGUCCUCCGCCCCGGCGGCUUCUGGGUGCUCUCCGGCCCGCCCAUCAACUACGAGAACCGCUGGCACGGCUGGAACACCACCGCGCAGGCGCAGAAGGCCGACCUCGACCGCCUCAAGAAGAUGCUCGCCGCCAUGUGCUUCAAGCUCUACAACAUCAAGGGCGACAUCGCCGUCUGGCAGAAGUCGCCCGACGCCACCGCCUGCUACGACAAGCUCACGCCCAUCACCACGCCGGCCAAGUGCGACGACAGCGUCGACCCGGACGCCGCCUGGUACGUGCCCAUGCGGCCCUGCGUCACCGCCCCCAGCGCGAGGUACAAGAAGCUGGGGCUCAACGCCACGCCCAAGUGGCCGCAGCGCCUCACCGUCGCGCCGGAGCGCAUCAACGUCGUCCCCGGCAGCAGCGCCGGCGCCUUCAAGCAGGACGAUGCCAAGUGGAAGCUCAGGGCCAAGCACUACAAAACGCUGCUGCCAGCGCUCGGGACCGACAAGAUCAGGAACGUCAUGGACAUGAACACGGUCUAUGGAGGAUUCGCGGCCAGCAUCAUCAAGGACCCCGUCUGGGUCAUGAACGUCGUCUCCUCUUACGGGCCCAACUCGCUCGGCGUCGUCUACGACAGAGGCCUCAUCGGCGUCAACCACGACUGGUGUGAGGCAUUCUCGACAUACCCACGCACCUAUGAUCUUUUGCAUCUUGAUGGCCUCUUCACUGAAGAGUCUCACAGGUGCGAGAUGAAGUUUGUACUUCUUGAGAUGGACCGCAUCCUUCGCCCCACGGGUUAUGGGAUAAUCAGGGAGAGCACCUACUUCCUGGAUUCUGUAGCAGCCAUUGCCAAAGGAAUGAGAUGGAGCUGUGAGAGGCGUAACCCUGAAAACAAGACUGACAAGGACAAGAUCCUAAUCUGCCAGAAGAAGCUUUGGGCAGGAAAGCAGUGAGAGGGAAUUGUUUGAUCCAAGUAUAAAAAGAAAGAAUCCUUAACCUGGAUGGAUGAUUUGUUGAUCCAGUCAAUGGUAUACGGCUCAAAUGUGCUGUGACCUCAGCCACCUAGGCAAAGGCGCUUCACCAUCUGGUACACAUGAAACAUGAACACUCUGAUGUACAAGAAUGUUCACAGUUAAGAUAAAUAAGAGUAAACCUCCGUAUAGGAUCCAAAAGUUAGUACUAUUUGCCAUUAAUCACACAGUUAAUUCUUUUUUGUACGAACAGUUAGGGGUGGGUGGUUGAUACCAAGAGCAACUGUAAGUUACUCCACAGUCCACACUACAUGUGUUCAUUUGUACAACAUAUAGCUUGGUGCUGUCAUUGUAAUAGAGUGCCAUAUUUAUUUAAACAUUUAUGGAGCAAGAUACUACUCA